This is a messenger RNA of Sphaerulina musiva SO2202, 1747 nucleotides long. Its product is annotated as DnaJ-domain-containing protein. Bases 397 to 1518 code for a protein of 373 amino acids. The record is from RefSeq and is a predicted model, not a curated record. Gene Ontology annotation, cellular component: cytosol. The transcript has a single exon. Gene Ontology annotation, biological process: translational initiation. Gene Ontology annotation, molecular function: protein-folding chaperone binding. NCBI's taxonomy places the organism in Eukaryota, Fungi, Ascomycota, Dothideomycetes, Mycosphaerellales, Mycosphaerellaceae.
GGUGAGCUCACAUCGCGUCGAGAGAAGGAGGCAAUUGGCAACAAACUAGAACUCGAAACUAUCCCCACGCACUUCCCAGGAAGCUGGCCUCUAGCCGAUCGAAGCGUCUCGUAGCUUCCAUCACGAGCUCCCGCGCAUGUGACGACAGCUGCAUCGACGAAUCGACCAGCCAUUGAUCUUGCUCUUGAACCAACAUCCAACCACUCUCGCUCUACCCAUCACCUUUGCCUAACUCCCUUCACCGUACACAUACGAACCAUUCACCACAUACUUUCACCUGACUGUCUAGGCGACUUGGCUUCGAUUACUUCCUCUCUGGGCCACAGCCUAGAAUCAAACACUUCGCUUUGCACUCUCCCUACCUUGCUGUAAUACUGUUCCGGUCAAGCCGCAACCAUGGUGUCUGACACCAAGCUAUACGACCGGUUGGGCGUGUCAGCGACAGCUUCGCAAGAAGAGAUCAAGAAAGCCUACCGAAAGCAGGCUCUCAAGAACCACCCCGACAAGAACCCCGCUGGCGCCGAGAAGUUCAAAGAGGCUUCCGAAGCAUACGAGAUCUUAUCUGAUCCUGAAAAGAGACGGAACUAUGACAACUAUGGCUACGACUUCAUAACAGGCAAUGGGCCGCCGCCUCCAGAACCAGGAGGGGAUAAUCCAUACGCAGGCGCUGGAGGCUUUGGUGCGGGAGGUAUGCCUGGUGGCUUUGGAGGUAUGGGUGGAGGACCAGGAAGGACUUUCCACUUCACCUCAUCAAAUGGCCGAGGCGGUGGAGGAGCCUUCGGCGGCUUCAGUGACCCCAAAGACAUCUUCGCAGAGUUCAUGCGUGGAAGUGGAGGGUCUAUGGGUGGGGGAGGCGGAGGCUUGGGCGGCGACGAUGACGACUUCUUCACGAGCUUCGGCGGCGGGAGCUUUGGUGGGAGACCUGCUGGCGGACGCUCUGCUGGCUCACAACAAUACCGCAGAAGAGAGCCUGAGCCAGAAACGACUGUCGUGGAGAAGAACCUGCCCGUCUCGCUGGAAGAGAUGUACAAUGGUGCACAGAAGAAACUCAAAGUACAACGCAAGACAUACGAUGCCCAGACUGGCAAGCAAAACACAGAAGACAAGAUUCUCAGUGUACCGAUCAAGCGAGGUCUGAAAGCCGGAAGCAAGAUCAAGUACCCCGACAUGGGCGAUCAAGUAGAAGGUGGUGUACAAGAUCUCCACUUCAUCAUCAAGGAGAAGCCGCACCCACUGUUCACGCGUGAUGGGGACGACAUUAAGCAUACGGUAGAAAUCAGCUUGAAAGAGGCUUUGACAGGUUGGAGUCGAACCGUACAAACGAUUGAUGGCAAGCAACUGUCCGUGUCGAGUGCUGGACCUACCAAUCCGGAUUGGGUAGAACGCUUCCCGAAUCAGGGCAUGCCUAAGAGUAAAACGCCCACCAGCAGAGGAGACUUUGUCGUUGGGGUGAAGAUCAAGUUCCCGACGAGUCUCACAGCACAGCAGAAACAGCAAUUGAAGGAGAUUCUGCCGUAGGGGGUGGUAGGCGUGAUGGGGUAGUGCAACUUAGCGAUGUGGUGUUUUUUCAAGAAGAUUUUUCAAAGCAUGGCGAGGCGCUCAAGGAGAAAAAGAGCUUUUCAAUUUUGGAUCGGAUCGGCUGGCGGACCCGAGAGUUAAAGGCGUUCGCAGCCCGCACGGAAAUAAGUGGUGCAAUGCAGUAGCUAUCAUAGACGACGUGAAAUGAAUGAGACGAUGAUUAUAGGUG